Molecule: messenger RNA, 1824 nt
Organism: Trichoplax adhaerens
Lineage: Eukaryota; Metazoa; Placozoa; Uniplacotomia; Trichoplacea; Trichoplacidae
Exons: 12
Coding region: 1-1824 (607 amino acids)
Cellular component (GO): membrane
Source: RefSeq, a predicted model, not a curated record
AUGACUUCGUUAGCGCCCUUCUUUAUCGCUUUAAUAUCCGUCUUUUUAAUUGUAGCUUUUGUUCAUAACCGUUAUGGCAACUGGAAAACGCAUAAUCCUCUUGUUAGCGUCAUUACGUUUGUUGCUUGGUAUUUCUCGUUCAUCAUUAUCACCAUCUUACCAUUAGAUGUGGCAUCGACUUACUACUGCCGAUGUUUAUUCGAGAAAGGAUUUAAUUCAUGCAAUAAUGCAACAGUCGAUGCAUGCAUUAAACCAUGGAUGUAUGUACCACCGGAUAUUCUCCAUGGUAUGUGGUUAGCAGUCUAUUGGUCUUCUCAACUAUUAACAUGGAUUAUCCUACCAUUUAUGGCCUCAUUUUGCUAUUCUGGAGAAUUUACUAUUCGUGGCAAAUUUAAAGCUGCUCUCUACACUAAUGCUAUAUAUUAUGGCACUUUCCUCUUAAUUUUUAUUCCAUUGGUUAUCUAUGUAUUAGCAAGACUGGGCUUUGAUAAUGCCGGAGAAAAAUUAAAAGUAAUCGGCAUUACUGCAUCCAAUACGUGGGGUCUCUUCUUACUAGUUUUACUCCUUGGUUAUGGAUUAGUGGAGGUUCCUCGAUCUAUUUGGCAAUCAUCAAGGCGUGGCUAUAAACUAUCUGUUAUUCAAUUUCAGAUAGCUAAAAUGACUACAGAUAAAGAGGAAGCCCAGGAAGGAUUGGAAACAGUCGUUAGUGAUAUAGCAGGUGCAGCUUCCCUUAUCCGUCGAUAUAGUCCUUUAUAUGAGAAUAUGAAGACAAUAUUGAGUAAGUGUCCUGAAGAACUACGGCAAAAAGUAGACGCACAAAGGACGGAACUAGAAGAUAAAGGCAACGCUAAUGAGUUACAAGAUAUCCCGACAAUGAAAAGCCUUGUUAAGUUGCAUUCUAGAUUAAUUUUGGCAAAUCAGAAAGUCAGUCGAGCAAAUGCGUUGCUACAGAAUCUUUACAAGAGAGGUUUUGAGCUUGAAGAUAUCAUCCAAAAUGAAACUAAUACUACGAGACAAUUUGCAUCGUCUUUUGAUGCUACUUAUCAAGGUCGCUGUAAGACUUUUCGAUUAACUUGUGAAUGGUACUGGAAAGUCAAAAUGCUCCCGUGGGUAUUAAAACUUAUAUCUGUGAUCCUUGUGAUAACAACUAUUGCUGUUAUUUGGUCGGAAUGUACUUUUUUCACACUUCAACCUACACUUUCAAUAUUUGCUCUUCUCAUUGAUGUGGCACAGAGAACGUACAAUUUUUUCGAUAUUGAACUUAUUUGCUUGCUGACGAUUGGAUUUAUGUGUCUAUGUGCUUAUUAUACCGUCUUCAGAAUAAGAUUAUUUAAUUACUAUUACAUUGCUCCACAUCACUUAACUAAUGAAACGAGUUUACUCUUUAGCGGAACACUCUUUUGUCGCUUGACUCCUCCGCUUUGUCUGAACUUUUUGGGCUUAAUUCAUUUGGAUAGCGCAUUGACCGGUGAUAAUGACCCUAAGUUACCGGAAACACAGUUUACUGCUAUCAUGGGCCAUCUAAAAGUAUUAUCAUUUUUGGCCAGCGGAUUUUACAUCUAUUACCCUAUAACUGUGGUAAUUUUCUGUUUGGCAACGUAUUUGAAGCUUGGUACUCGUGUACUACAUUUCUUGGGAUUUCAGCAGUUCUUUCAAGACGAUACACUUUCAACUGAAUUCUUGAACGAAGGAAAACAGUUACUGAGAAUGGGUAAUGUGACACUGUUAUUCAUUGCAUUACUACCGGGCUUGAUUCAUGACUAUAAACUUAUAUUACAGAACGAAGGAAACGAGAACACAAAAUUAAUAGAAACAAACAGGUAA